CCUCUGCGCUACUUUAUCGUGAUUGGAGAGAUGGGUUGUGACUGGCUUUGGUAUAGCCCUAUUGUUGGCUAGCCAUGUGCUGCGUUUGUCCCGUUCAGUCACUUUAAUGCCUGCAGCUCUGAGUGCGACACCGGGCGAGUGUGGAGUCUGCGGUGCGCCUCUAGAAGAGCUGAGUUAGGAUGCUGCGGCAUGCGGAUAGAUCGCUGUAUAGCACAUCGCAGCUUUAGGUAACAGGAUGACGACGUUGCAAACUCUUGCACAGAAUUACUGAGCACUCGGCAAAAGUCAUUUACAGUGCGUUUAAGGAGGCAUCUAAACAUUGGGCAGUCCGGCAUUUAAAAAUAAAAUGUAUUGGUGGCUGUUUUUUGAUACUGAGAGAAAUCAACGUUUGUGUGUCUCUUACUACACCUCGUGCAUGAAUUUCCAGCCUGCGACAAAACAGUUCUAGGAUUUCGCUGGAUGUGGGAUACGUAAGGACUUAAAACAGGUUAUUGUUCCACCCUGUUUCCCCCUCAUCCUCUGAAUAUGUUCAAGGCCCUGGCAGGAAUUUGUUUGCUUCAUCUGACUACAAUUUUCUUCCUUUUUUGGGCAACUAUAGAUGAUGCAUGGUGGUUCACAGAGAACCUUUAUACAGACUUGUGGGGCAGAUGGGUGAUGGAGAACAAUGAUAAUGUCUGGGUGUACAUGGACAUACCAACCUCAUACCGGAAGGACUAUCUGCAAGCAGUCCAGGCGUUUGCAGUGCUGUCCUGCCUGUUUGCUGUGUUCUCUCUUUGUUCUUUUGUCUUCCAACUCUUUACUCUGGGUAAAGGAAAGCGGUUCACCAUCUCUGGAGUCGUGCAGCUCAUCUCCUGUUUCUGCAUCAUGGUGGCUCUGUCAGUCUAUACCGAUCACUUUCACAGAGACGAGAAGAAUGGCUGGUAUGGCUGGUCCUACAUCAUGGCCUGGUUUGGGUGGCUGCUGACCCUCUUCACUGGAAUUAUGUACAUCAUCCUGCGCAAACGAGUGGAUUAAACUUUAGACCUCGCUCUCAGUGCUAAUGUACAGCCUUAAUUAUUUUUCUUUAAAGUCUAAGUACAGAACUUGAAAAAUAAUGAGUUGUCUCAAAUAUUACAGGCGUUGGUUGGAAUUGUAGAAACGUGCGCAACAAAUCACAGCAUCAGCAGUUCAUUGAAACAUUAAAAUCUGUCAGUGAGAAAGGGUUGAUUCAGCAUUUGAGGAAAAUUGGCCAGAAAAGUUUCUUAAACAAGAAGAGAAAAGUUUUUUUUGUUUUUUUUGCAUUUUUGUUUAGAGUAAUACUAUAGAUUGGUUUGAUGGGUCAUCUUUCCUAGUUUCGUAAAGCACUGAGGGGAGUAAGAGGGUCUAAACACUUUAUUGCAGGGGUGGUGACGAUGCAGUAUAUACAAGAAUGAUAUGUAAAAAAUUAUUUAUAACAUGUAUAAAGAGAAAGAUAAGUUGUACAUAUACAGUACAUACAGAAAAAUAUAUGUUAUCAAAGUGUAGUUUUAAACACCACUUGCACUUUAAGAAUUAGCUUUGUCUUAAACAUGGGUUUAUUUUAUUUCAAUAUAUUUUUUUUUUGUUGUAGAUGGCAAUAGCACAGGAUAGUUCUCUACUGUAGGUCAAGAUAAGGGUCAAAUUUUUGUUACUGUGAUGCAUCAUGGUGCUGUUCAAAUUUGUGAUCACUCACUUGGUCAUGUAGACUUCUGAAUACACAAUCCUUUUGUAAUUGCACUGUACAGGCCCUCUGCCAACAUAUUUAUUUGCAAUUUCUGUGUGGACAAAGGCUUUCUUGAUAAUGAAAUGGGCUCUGUUGCUAUGCCAGCCAUUUUUGAUUAGCAUGACGAUGAUGAUGAUGAAUGAUUGUUGAUGUGGUCAGAUGAUCACCCUGUAAAAUUCUAGAGCACAGAAUGUUCCAAAAGAAUUUAUAAAAAGCUUCUUUUUUUUUAAUGUUUUAUGGAAGUAAUUAUUCAACAUCCUCUCAAGGGAAAAAGCUCCUUAUGGACAUCCAAUCCAAUCUUCAGUUUCUGCUUACUUUGUUUGGUUAAAGUUUUAGUUGGCUCUAGAUGUAUUUUUAUGUUGCAGUAUGACAGUAAAUGGAAAGGAUUUUAUUUUUUCAAUGCAAAGCCAAACAGUGUAAACCAGGGAUGACAUUAAUUUUAGUAAUCACACAAAUAAAAACCUUGCCAUAAGA
Molecule: messenger RNA, 2194 nt
Organism: Cyprinus carpio (common carp)
Lineage: Eukaryota; Metazoa; Chordata; Actinopteri; Cypriniformes; Cyprinidae
Product: epithelial membrane protein 2-like
Cellular component (GO): plasma membrane
Source: RefSeq, a predicted model, not a curated record